Messenger RNA from Uranotaenia lowii, 2122 nucleotides. RefSeq names its product SET and MYND domain-containing protein 4 (gene Smyd4-4). Gene Ontology annotation, molecular function: protein binding. The record is from RefSeq and is a predicted model, not a curated record. NCBI's taxonomy places the organism in Eukaryota, Metazoa, Arthropoda, Insecta, Diptera, Culicidae. The transcript is spliced from 3 exons. Bases 233 to 2011 code for a protein of 592 amino acids.
AUAAUUUAAAAAUAAACUGCACAUUUUCAAAAAUUGAUGCAUAUAUUUAUAGCAAAGAUAGAAAAACUGUGAAUGAAAGUUUUAUUUGACCUAAGACACCGAUUUUUUACUUCUUCGAAGACGAUAAAAUUGGCUUACCUUGUGCCGAUUUAUCCAAAGGAAUUGCCUGAGCUUUCAGUCGCUGAUCGAUUACGUACAACAUUUCGGACCCGAGAUUUAGUACAAUAAAAAGAUGUCUUUGGAUGCCUAUGAUUUGUACGCAAAACUUUGGGUCAUGAUUGUCAAAAAUGGCCAGAAGGAAACCUUCGAAAAAAACCUGAAAGCAUGUCAGACUGAUUACGAAAUUAUUACUUUCUGCCGUCGGGAGCUAGAGAAAUCAGGUUUGCUGAAAGAUUUAAUGCCGCAUGUAGAUGACUGCAAGGACGAAACCCUGGCAAUAGCGCACCGGAAAGAAGGCAACCAAUAUUUCCACCCACGAAUAAAACGUUACACGGACGCUUGUGAAUUUUACAACCAAAGUAUAGCUGUGUCGCCAGUGGGCUCAGAGAGUAUGGGCAUCGCAUAUGCUAAUCGAUCUGCAGUUUGUUUUGAACUGAGAGAAUACGAAGAUUGUUUGCUAAACAUUCGACUAGCUAUGGAAAACAACUAUCCAAAGCAUUUGAUUCCGAAGUUGGAAAAACGUAUGGCUGAAUGUUUGAAAUUAGCCAGCAAAACGCCAAAUGUGAAGAAAGCUAACGAUCGACAGCAGCCAAAGUUGAGUUACAAGUCUAAUCCUAAAAUACCUCAUAUUUCGAGUUGCUUAGAGUUAAAGGAGGAUCCACAGUUUGGACGUUAUUUAGUGACAAAUCGAGAUGUUAAGGCUGGUGACAUUUUAAUCAUGGAAGAACCAUUCUCAUCUAUUCUACUCACGGACCUCAAGUAUUCUACCUGUGACUUUUGUCACGAAGAUUUGUUUCUAAGAUUGAUUCCUUGUGAAGGUUGCACGGUCACAAUGUUUUGUUCGAAUGCCUGCAAAGAUAAAGCUUAUCAAGCUUAUCAUCGGAUUGAAUGUCCUAUCGUGAAGGAAGCGCGAACUUUGGUUACAAAGGUUAUAUUUAUGGCUUUCCGAACAACGACGACGGCAAUCAGUACGUUUGAUAAUAAUUUUGACGAACUUAAAUCGCAUGUUCAAAAUAUUGAUGAGACUACACUGAAUCCAUUUCAGUUUGAUUGGAACACAAUAACUGCUCGCGAAAGGUAUAGCACAAUUCAUGCAUUGGCGACAAAUAAAAACCUACGCACUCCUAGCGAUUUGUUACAGCGAUCGAUCUAUGCAAUAGUUCUCAGCGAUGCAUUGUUCAACAAAACAUGGCUUAAAGAUAUUUGCGAUGGAACUGAAUCUCACAGAGAUUUCGUCCGUGUUCUUAUUUUUCAUCAUAGCCAAACGUCGCCAGUUAACAUGCAUUCAACGAUGUACAUAAACUAUCGGCCUAAUACUGCCGACGUCCAUGCACAUGAUAAUUUAGGCUGUGGUGCUUUUCCGAUACUUAGCAUGAUCAACCACUCUUGUUCACCGAACAUGGUACGAAUAACACUUCCCGAUGGAAGAAAUAUGGCUUUCCUCAAUCGACCACUUAAAAAAGGCGAUCAAAUUUUUGAUAAUUACGGAUUUCAUCACUGCCUCGAUACUUUCAAGGAGCGCCAAUCCGGUCUAGAACAACAAUACUGUUUCAAGUGUCAGUGCGAAGCUUGCGAGAAAGAUUAUCCCUUAUUCAAUGAACUACCACAACUUAUUAUUCUCAAAUUGUCAGAUCAACCAAUCAGCCCUAGAGAAUUGGAUCUCUUGAGUCGCCACGACCUUGAAACAGCCCGUGAAAAAGUGCCUACAUAUUGUCGAUUUCUGAACAAUUAUGACGACCAAUAUCCACAAUUUUUAAUCAGCUCGGUUCAAGAAGCUCUACUUCGGUGCUUCCAUAUUAUAUUCGCCAAACAAUCUCAUAAACUAAAAUACAAAGAUCUUUGCGAGUUUUAGGAAAAAACCAAUGUUUUGUUACUAAUGAAUCCAUUUAUUCAAUCUGUUGUUUUUUAAUUUUUAUAACUGCAAUUUAUUCAAAUGUUAAUAAAUAUUUCUUUCCUACAAAAC